AUGUCUAGUUCAGAAACUGUUGAACAAUAUUUUACUCGUGUUAUAGACCUUGUCAAUAAGAUGAGAGUCUAUGGAGAAGAUAUGCUCGAUAGCAAAGUGGUGGAAAAAAUUCUUCGCACCAUGCCGAUGAAGUAUGACCAUGUGGUGACUACGAUACUAGAGUCCCAUGAUAUGGAUACUAUGACGAUUGCAGAGUUGCAAGGAACCAUGGAAAGCCACAUCAGUAGAAUACUGGAGAAGUCAGAAAAAUCAACCGAAGAAGCCCUGAAAAGCCGAGUGAAUUUCAACAACGUUGCAGAAUCAAGCCAUGGUGAAUCGAUCGUUCAUAUACCAUCUGACAUUUUGAUUAAGAACUCUGAGACAGCUUUGGAUGACCUCAUUGAUUUCGUGUAUCCAGAUAUGUUAUCCAAUUUAUCCGUUGAAAAUUAUUUCAAGGAUAGAGCAAUUCUUGCACCAACUUUGGAUUGUGUCACUGAUGUCAACAACAAGAUGACUGCAGGGUUACUUGGACAAGAAAGAGUCUACUUAAGUUCAGACUCUGUGUGUGCUGAAGAGGGAAAUAUGGAAUUUGAGUUAGAUGCUUUCUCGCCGGAGAUUUUAAAUGGAAUAAAUUGUUCAGGUCUACCACCACACAAGUUGGUUCUGAAGGUUGGCGCUCCUGUUAUGUUGCUGCGAAAUAUAGACAAAACUAAUGGUUUGUGCAAUGGAACGAGGAUGCAAGUUAGAAGAAUGAGAAAUCAUGUGUUAGAAUGCAAGACUUUAACUGGUAACAAAGCUGGAAGUAUUGUUCUUAUCCCAAGACUGAAUCUAAUUCCAAAUAAUGAAACAUUACCGGGACAAACUCUAUCGAAAGUUGGAAUUUACCUUCCAAUGUCAGUUUUCACCCAUGGUCAAUUGUAUGUUGCGUUAUCAAGGGUAACAAGUAAAGAUGGUCUGCGAGUGCUGUUGCAAGAUCAUGGACACUUGGAAGAUAACUGCACGAUGAAUGUGUUUGAGAAUAUUAGCUGGAAGUAUUGUUCUUAUCCAAUACUGAAUCUAAUUCCAAAUAAUGAAACAUUGCCAGUCAGGUAUCAAAGGAUAGUAUUGAAUUGUUAUUCAGUAGGUUUAAAUUAUUUAUUGUUUAUUACAAAACUUUCUGCAUUAGGAUUCUCUAUUAAUUUGUUCUUCAUUUUGAGCUGA
Arachis duranensis is the source of this 1179-nucleotide messenger RNA. RefSeq lists its product as uncharacterized. Bases 1 to 1179 code for a protein of 392 amino acids. NCBI's taxonomy places the organism in Eukaryota, Viridiplantae, Streptophyta, Magnoliopsida, Fabales, Fabaceae. The record is from RefSeq and is a predicted model, not a curated record. The transcript is spliced from 5 exons.